CUCCGUACUUUCCAGAAGCAAACCAGUAAAGCAAGAAGAACCCAGAAGUGCAAAACGAGGCGUAAAUAGUCGGAAACUGCAGGGACCAAAACGAAAACCAACAGCGCCGGAGAGCAGACAUGGCCGCCGCGGCAGCCCGUGGGCCCCACCUCGCCGGCGUCGGCCGCGCGCUCCUCCUCCUCGCGGCCGCUGCCCACUUCCUCCCAGCAGCGGAGUCAUCCUGCCCGCGAGACAACUCACUGGUGAGAGACAUAAGCCGGAUGCACCAAAGCAACUAUGGGAGGGAAGGAUUCUCGCAUAUAACGGUCGCCGGCGCGCUAGCUCACGGGAUGAAGGAGGUGGAAGUGUGGCUUCAGACAUUUGGUCCGGGCAAAAGGACACCCAUCCACAGGCACUCCUGUGAGGAGAUUUUCGUUGUUCUUAAAGGGAAAGGCACUCUCUUUCUGGGGUCGAGCUCGCUGAAGUACCCAGGGCAGCCACAGGAGAUUCCUGUAUUUCAGAAUAGCACAUUUACAAUCCCUGUAAAUGAUCCCCACCAGGUUUGGAAUUCUGAUGAGCACGAAGAUUUGCAGGUUCUUGUGAUCAUAUCACGUCCACCUAUCAAGAUAUUCAUUUAUGAUGAUUGGAGUGUGCCUCAUACAGCCGCGAAGCUGAAGUUCCCCUACUACUGGGAUGAAGAAUGCUUACCGGCGCCUAAAGAUGAACUCUAGGUUUAAGUGUUUGCUACAGUAUAUCAGCUUUCUUCACAAUCCUGCUGGAUUACGAUUGACAUCUACUAGUUGUAUAAUAUAAUAGUUCUGUGUUGUGACUCAGGAACAUAUGCAUUUUUGCCAUGGUUUAUGAACUUAAGCACUUCAGAAGUAGAGCCAAUAUUCAUCUUGUCCACCA
Molecule: messenger RNA, 888 nt
Organism: Setaria italica (foxtail millet)
Lineage: Eukaryota; Viridiplantae; Streptophyta; Magnoliopsida; Poales; Poaceae
Product: auxin-binding protein 4
Exons: 5
Coding region: 120-710 (196 amino acids)
Molecular function (GO): auxin binding
Source: RefSeq, a predicted model, not a curated record